Adineta ricciae is the source of this 1728-nucleotide messenger RNA. The record is from the annotation of a GenBank genome assembly. NCBI's taxonomy places the organism in Eukaryota, Metazoa, Rotifera, Eurotatoria, Adinetida, Adinetidae.
AUGUCGUCGUACUAUUAUAUUUCAUCCAAUCCGAUUCCAUAUACGAUUCUUUGUAGUUUAUCUUCGGUACAAAUUCAAAAGUUACGAUCUGGUCUGAAUUUUCUCGAACUUCCAUCGAGAGAUCCAAGUAAAAGCAAAGCAAAAUUUAUUCGCUUGAUAAUCUAUCAAAACCCGGACAAAACUUUGAUUGUUUGUCGAAACCUAUGUCGUCACGCAGGGGGAAACUUUGUUCAUGAUAUCGAAGACGCACCACAAAUCGUGCGGUGUGCAUUUCAUGGAUGGAAACUCAAUGUUCAAACAUUAGAAUAUACUCAUCCGGCCGAUUGUCUCAAGCAAAAACGGUUAGAGAUUGAUCAAACCAAUGAGAAUGAAUGGUUGAUCUUAGAACCAGCAUUGUACGAUCCAUGGAUGAUCGAUGCGAAAGAAAAACAAGUUUUACAGCCUGAUGAAUUAACUGUUACCUUUAUUAGUCACGCUUGUAUAGAAAUUCAAGCUGGUCCGACCCGAUUGGUCAUCGAUCCAUGGUUAAUUGGUCCGGCUUAUGAUCGAAGUUGGUGGUUGUUACAUGAUAUCGAUGAGAAUUCUUUGGAAAGGAUCGCCAAUGCUGAUGGAAUUUUCAUCUCGAAAUCCACUCCGGACCAUUUCAAUCGAUGUACUCUAAGACGUAUUGUGCAACUCAAUCCGGGUAUUCAUGUUUAUUCUCCGGAAAUGUUGAUUAGUUCGCUUGAACAAUUAGGAUUUGUUAAUACACAUUCCAUUCGAUUGGGAAUUUGGGAAGAAAUGCCGACGAGUGAAUGUCGUAUGAUGAUUUUACCUGAUCAUAAACAUCCAUAUGAUGACUGUGCAUUCCUGUUCGAAUAUAAAGGCUAUCGAAUAUUGAAUUUAGUCGAUUGUUCAAGUCCGAAUGGAGAUUUUCUUCCCUAUGGUGUUGAUGUUUUACUGACAAAUUUUACUUCGAACAAAAAUGCUUAUCCAUCAUGUUUUAUCGAUCAAUUCAACGAGAAGAAAGUAUUGCAACUGGCGAAAAACAAAGAUGAAAAGUUUCUUAAAAGUAUCAUCAGGUUUAUUCAAUUGAGUAAUCCAACUGUCUGGAUUCCAGUUGGUGGUUACUUUCUCGAAGCAGACGAACAGAUUCGAUGUCUAAACUGGAAAAAUGAUCCGAUGGAUGUUGCUGAGCAACUUCGAACACGAUUCCGAUAUUUAAAAACAUGGUGUCCUUUUCCGAAUGGAAAAUAUGAUGUCGGAAGUAGUACUGGAGAUUCGCCAAAGAGAUCGGUGGAUGAUUAUUUAGCGAAAUCGUGGGAUUUCCAGUAUUAUAAUGAUCAAUUCGAGGGAAUUUUGAAUAAUUCAUCUUUAGAAACAAUGAAAGGUGUUGAAGAAUAUUUCAAAUGGACGUUAUUCAAUAGCUAUGAUCUUAUUCUUCACAUAGUCGAAGUUAAGGAUGAAUUUUCUGAUAUAAUUCAGGAAUAUUAUAUUGAUUUUCUCAAUUCAUUUCCGUCAUUUCCUCCAUCUCGUCCAAUAGAUCGUCCUUACUUACGUAUUCGUAUCCAUGCAUCAGUUGUCCGCCAUGUAUUUCUUCAUGGUUUGUCAUGGAAUUAUGUCUUCAAUAGUUUCAGUGGAAGAUAUCUCGCCCAACCAGAUGUCUAUCACCGAAAGUUCUGGAAUCAUUUCAAAUACAAUCUGCCAAGCACUCCUCCUCGAAUUGAUGAAUCGUCUGAACAAUUAUGA